Lactuca virosa is the source of this 856-nucleotide messenger RNA. NCBI's taxonomy places the organism in Eukaryota, Viridiplantae, Streptophyta, Magnoliopsida, Asterales, Asteraceae. The record is from the annotation of a GenBank genome assembly.
GGUUCACCCAUUCCAUCGCAUUCAAUCUUUUUUUUUUUAGAAAUUCUCUCUCGCCUAAGGACGGAAUGAACGAUGAAUGAAGUUAAACGCCGCCAUCUUCUUCUCCAUUAACGAUGUCGACAACAUCUUCCUUGUCUAUGAGGUUCCUCGUCGUAUCAAGCACACCAAUAUCGACUUCCUCGCCUUCUUAAGCUUCUCACAACAGUCUCGUUCUGAACCUUCUCGACUCCGACGUCUGCUCUUCCUCCGACGCCUUCUGUUCCUCCUCCGACAUCGUCUGAUCUUUGGAAUCCCGUCAUCGUCAUCUGCAAAGCAGAGAAAGGGUUAACCGAGGAAAAAUGGUUUUUGCUUCAAAAAGUGGUAGAUGUAUUCAGAAAACAAGUUUAUGGAAUGGCUUGUGAAGAGGUUCCAUAAUCCAAAUGAAGUUGGGGGCAUCCAUGGUUUUCUUGAUUAUGAUCAAUGUGCUUUUUAUAUUUGCAAAUUAAUGAUUAUACUUGUUAUAACAUAAAACGGAUACUGUAGUAUAUAAGAAUAAAUUGUGUUAUAGAUCCUAAUCGUUGGACUUUAUUAGCCAAGUUUUAUGAAUAACUGUUUUUAGAGAAUUCGGGAAUUUUCUUUCUAAUGAAUUUCAGUUACAACAAUUCAAGCAAUUUCUAACAAUAAUUAUUGUUUCAUGGAUUUUGUAUUCUCGGAUGUGGGUAAUUGACAUCUCAUUCUCAAAGAAUAUGAUAUUAUAUAUAAGGGUUGAUGAUCGAGAGAAGGAGACCUGAGUUCAAGAUGGAGGGACCUGUAUUCGAGUUGAAUAUCAAUUCCAUUCUUUAAAGAAUAGUAUAUUUUUUUAGAUGCAUUCCUCACA